Molecule: messenger RNA, 2205 nt
Organism: Folsomia candida
Lineage: Eukaryota; Metazoa; Arthropoda; Collembola; Entomobryomorpha; Isotomidae
Product: delta(24)-sterol reductase-like
Exons: 8
Coding region: 98-1609 (503 amino acids)
Biological process (GO): steroid metabolic process
Cellular component (GO): cytoplasm; membrane
Molecular function (GO): Delta24(24-1) sterol reductase activity; FAD binding
Source: RefSeq, a predicted model, not a curated record
CCACUGCAGCACAAUAAUUGGUUAGUUGUCAGCCUCAGCACAGCUUAAAGUGAAAUUAUUUCUUAUUAAUUGAAAAAUCCCGACUCAAAUAUUUAGAAUGGCACGCCCCACAUUUUUGGAGGCAAUCAUUUUACACAUUUGCAGAUAUUAUGGUACAGCAUUCUGCAUACUCGGUCGGGCCUUGGCGCUCCUGAUUUUAAAGGUUGUAGACUUUAUUUGUUCAAACUUGUGCUGCAAGGUGGUCAAUUCGCCGGAAGCGCAUGCUAAAAAAGUUGACCAUGUUAAGAAACAGAUUUUGGACUGGAAUAAAAAUGGGAGGACAAAAUUAUGUACGGCGAGACCCGGGUGGAAAUCAAUGUCGUUGAGAAUCCCCGCUUACAAGAAAACAAUGACCGGGAUUGACUUGUCCAGUUUGGAUGAAGUGGUCAAAAUCGAUGAAAAUUCAAUGACCUUAACUGUCGAGCCAUUAGUGAAGAUGGGUCCUUUAACUAAAAUCCUCGAUGCGAAGGGGUGGACGAUCCCGGUCGUGCCAGAGUUGGACUUUUUGACGGUGGGGGGACUAAUCUGUGGGGCUGGGGUGGAAACCUCCUCUCAUAAAUAUGGACUAUUUCAUAACACGUGUAUUUCCUACGAGGUGGUUCUCGCCUCGGGAGAAGUGGUCAAUGCAAGUAAGGAUGAGAAUUCAGACCUUUUCUACGCAAUUCCGGGUUCGUAUGGGACACUUGGCUUCCUAACGGCGGCAACGAUUAGGAUUUUCAAGGCGGAAAAAUACGUGAAACUAUCUUAUAUUCGGGUCAACUCGUUGGACGAGGCGACUGAACGGAUCACGGAAGAAUCUCUUAAAUCACCCGGGCACGAUUUUGUUGAAGGGAUCAUGUAUUCUUUGGAUAAGGGGGUUAUCAUGGUGGGGAGCUUGACAUCAAAACCAGAACCAGGAAAAAUAAACUCUGUUACCCGUUGGUAUAAAAAAUCCUUCUACAAACAUGUCGAAAGUUUCUUAUCCUUGUCUCAACUUGCCCCGAAAGUGGAAUACAUUCCUCUCCGGGAUUACUACCAUCGCCACACGUACUGCCUUUUCUGGCUAUGCCCGCACUACACGCCGUACAUCGAUAGUGCCCUCUUUCGCUACCUUUUUGGAUGGACGGGGCCCGGUGACAAUUACACGUACAAAAUUAUGCCGCCCUAUUUCAGACGACUUUUCGAACUCAAUCUUGUCGUACAAGACUUGAUCGUGCCGAUUGGAAAGACGAAGAAGGCGCUGCAAUAUUUUCACGAUACGGUUGAGGUAUACCCAGUGUGGCUUUGCCCAGCCAAAGGGUUUAACGAACCAGGAUUUUUUAAAUUUGAGGGAAACCCGAUGUACAUGGAUAUUGGAAUUUAUGGCCAAUCUGGAAAACCUGAUGAGUACGAAACUGACAAAUCAAACAAGGCGCUGGAGCAGUUUUGUCUGCAAAACAAGUGUGCGAAAGGUAUGUACGCUGACACGUGGUUAAACCGAGACGAAUUUUAUCAAAUGUUCGACCCAACGCUGUACAACAAAGUGAGGACGGAGCUCAACUGUUUGGACGGGUUUCCAGAUGUUUACGAAAAAAUAGCGGGGAGAACAUGAUAAAAAGUCGGAUACGUAUUUGUCUAAUAAAAAUCCGAAAUAUGUAGGUACGUAUUUAAUAUGAAGAAAACAUUAAAAUAUUUACGAAAAAGUCAAAAAUAUUAAAAUUUAAAUAAUUAGGUUAUGCUGAGAUUUAGUUGAAAAACGUAAAAAAAAAGUUUGCUUUAUUUGCAAUAUUUCGAAUGCUAUCUGCCAUUCAUUAUUAAGGGAUUUGUUGAAGAAAAUGAGAAAUUUGUCCCAAAAUAAAUAAAUUAAAUUAAAAUAAAAAUAAUAUAAGAAUAUAAAGAUUAAAAAAGUAAUAAGAAUUUUUUAAAUUUAAAAUGUAAAAAUUAAUUAUAAAAAUUUUGUAAAAAUUGUACUUCUGAGUAUCAUGUAUUUUUAGUCGGCAAAUUUAUUUGAGCCAAAAAAAUGGUUUCGUCACGUUGAAGUUUUUAUAAAGUUUAUGUCAUUGUGAAAAAAUCUCUACGCUAAAAGCUAAUUACAAUUUUACAUUUUUCAAAUAAUAAUGGAAAUACUUUUUGGUAUGUGUUUGUCUGAAAAUCUAGAAAUGUAUUAUAAAAACUUUACAUUCGGAUAAAUAAAAGUGUACAAUUUUA